UUAGAUCAGCGCCAUCUGGCCUAACGUGGACGAACAGCGGCAGUGCUCGAAGCACAGUGUUGUGAAAUAAUUCCCGAAUACUUCGUAAUUAUAUAUGGUUACAAAUGUUCAGGCGAAAAUUGCAUGCCCUUGACUGUCAAAAUGCUGAAAAAUUCAACGUAAAUGAUGAAAAUGAGUUCCGUAACAUGAUCUUGUGGCUGGAGGACCAGAAAGUCCGUCACCACAAGAUUGAAGACCGAGGUGCUCUGAGGAAUAUACACAGUCCAGAUUGGGAAAAAGCAUUUGAAAUUUAUCUGAAAGAACUGAACUGCCCAUACAAAUGUGGAGAGAAGUGUGCGGUCAUGGAUUGGCUCCUUGGUUUUGCUGUAAGACUGGAGUAUGGGGAUGAUGGUGAAAAAUACAGAAAUGUGACCCCAGAGAGCGUCCAGAUGAGCCGGACUGGUGUGGCAGGAUCGUCCAGCAAUCCCCUGGACAGUCUCAACUUUGACGAUCCAGACUUUAAGGCAGGAGUUGCCUCCCUUGCUCUGAUGAUGCAGGUGCCCCCACACCGUGACCAUUUGGAACAGCUGAAGGCAAUCUGUAUACUUGUGAAGGAGAGAUUGUCUAAGACCAGUGUAGAGUCCUUGACAAGCGCUAAUAAUAGCAAGAAUGAAUUGAUUCCCUUGGAUAAAACUGAGCUUGGAUUCGAGGCAGGAGACUACAUCAUGACGGAAGCGGCCAAGAUUCUGCGACUUAUGCACAUCAAGGACUUGCGUGACUUACAGACUCAGAUUAACUCGGCCAUUGUUGCUGUUCAAGCUAUCACAGCAAAUCCUAAAACAGACAGUCGGUUAGGAAAAGUGGGACGCUAACAACUAUAGGCUUACUCUAUGCACAAGUUUGAAUCCUCACGGACAUGGACGCUAAUUCAACAGUUGGCUGCUGACCUUUACAUCUCACUGGAAGAUGUGGAUGCUUUGACUUCUUGAUUCUCUCUUGUUUCUCUAAGGAAAUAGUAAGAUCACGGUUUCUGUGGUUAUUUCUUAAAUAUAAGCAGUUAGCAGAGUACGGUAUUAAAUGUAUUGAAAAUCUUUAGGCCUAAUUAACAUUGAGUUACCAGCAAGUAGGGAAAGAUGUUUAUGUGUACAAUUAUAAAAUAUCUUGUCACAUGGGAAUGAAAAUUGUGUCAAUCAGAUGAUGAUAUUUGAGUCAACACCUGUUAUCUUGGAAAGGGUUAAUAAACAUACAGCUCUGAUAACAAUUCUUGAAGGUGGAGGGGGAGGGGGUGGGGCAAUGACCUGCCGUGAAUGAAUUCCUUCAGACUAGUCGGGUGAUCAUUUAUUGGUUAAGUAUGAAGUGAUACGAUUAGGCACUAAUAUAAAAGUGAAAACCGUUUUCUUACUAUUUCUCUCACUAAUUAUUGUGUUCAUUGUUAAACACCUGGGUUUGAUGUCCCACAUGGGUAGUUUGUGAACCCCUUGCCAUCAACCUGAAAGUGACACAGACACUGUAAUGCUGAAUCAGCUAAAAACUUCACUCCAUUCUUUAUGUGAUAAGUUCCAUAUUUGAAAUCCGUAUUGUAGUUUUAUAGAAUCUGAACAAAUGGAAUAGGUUGUACCGUGAAAGGGAAAUUAUGAUACCUCAGAUGAAUUGAUCACUAUUUAUUUAAGAAAUGCAUGAAGUUUUAGACCAUUUGAUAAUUCACACAGUAUCCGUAAUUCAAGUUUUGAACAUUUCAGAUAGGUGAGUGAAAGGAUAUGACAGGAUGUAUUGCUGAUAUAUUCCUGAUAUCAACUGUGAGAAAAAGCACAUAAGGCCUAAACAAACUGUCCCCUUUCUCUAUGAUUUUUAUCUCAUACUUACAUUACACAAAGUGGCUUACAAACUGUUUGGAGGACAAAAACACUGUCUUGACUAAAAGCUUGGGGAAUCACUUAACAUUUAGAGAAAUGUAUCUCACCAACAUAACAUCAGUUGAGAUUUGAAGUGUUACAUUUGUCUUGGCCUGAAGGUUGAUGCAGUGUUCAUGCUUCUCUGUCAGUCUGUCAUCGUCUUGUCUGUUGUAGCAGUUGUCCAGUAUGUAAGAUAUGUACAUACAGUAUACGAAUAUCAGUGGAAACUUGAUGGCAUUAAAGUGCUAUGUAUUUCUUA
Molecule: messenger RNA, 2130 nt
Organism: Haliotis rufescens (red abalone)
Lineage: Eukaryota; Metazoa; Mollusca; Gastropoda; Lepetellida; Haliotidae
Product: RNA transcription, translation and transport factor protein-like
Exons: 8
Coding region: 105-851 (248 amino acids)
Biological process (GO): tRNA splicing, via endonucleolytic cleavage and ligation
Cellular component (GO): tRNA-splicing ligase complex
Molecular function (GO): RNA binding
Source: RefSeq, a predicted model, not a curated record